This is a messenger RNA of Aspergillus heteromorphus CBS 117.55, 156 nucleotides long. RefSeq lists its product as uncharacterized. The annotation marks the transcript as partial. NCBI's taxonomy places the organism in Eukaryota, Fungi, Ascomycota, Eurotiomycetes, Eurotiales, Aspergillaceae. The record is from RefSeq and is a predicted model, not a curated record. The transcript has a single exon.
AUUUCAGAAUAUCUAACUAAUUCAAGUCCUAAAUAUCUCAGAGCUGUGGAUUAUUUAAUCUUUUAUUUAGAAGAAAUAAAGAACUUAGCUAUUAAAUUUAGUUCUAGUUUUAUUUUAUUUUAUAUAGUCAGUAAUAUUAGUUUUGCUAAUAAUUAA